Cylas formicarius (sweet potato weevil) is the source of this 4041-nucleotide messenger RNA. It is a transcript of the gene sni, whose product is annotated as C-signal. The record is from RefSeq and is a predicted model, not a curated record. The transcript has 5 exons. Bases 3274 to 3972 code for a protein of 232 amino acids. NCBI's taxonomy places the organism in Eukaryota, Metazoa, Arthropoda, Insecta, Coleoptera, Brentidae.
UAGGUUGUGAAACGCUUGCUUAACAGGGUGUUAACGGGUUGAUUAAAUUCUGUUUAUCUUUAUAUCGAAACAUUUAGAUAUAUACAUAUAUUAAAAAGAGACAAUUUGAUGCACAAUUUCACACCCUACCAAUUGUUAAACUUAUGCGCUAUUGAUACUUUGCGUUAUUUAUAAAAGGUAUUUGCGAUUUAUUGUGAUUGAGUUUUCCCUCAGUCCGCUCCUUGACAAACAACUCAACCUUAGUAGAAGGCGAGUCAAUACAAAAUGAAACUGUUUAGCUGGUCUAGACAUCCUUUUUUGAGGCCAUCGUGGAAAAAUGUUAAGAAGGGUCAUUCAAUAAAUGCAUUCGCGGUCAUGUUAAGUCUGAAAAACUUAUUGCAAGGUCAUUCAUUAUGCUAGCGGCGUUCAACAACUAACAUUUUCGCUGACAGUUCGUCAAUUCGACAGUUUUCAGUUUGCAUGUGGCAUUUUAUGGCGGUGUUUUUUUUAAAUAUGGUUUAGAUCAGGUUAAAUGUUCAGGGGAAAACGAGUUACGUGUGUGAAGAUUGCCGUUUACUAACAAAUUGAAGCGAAGUGUAUGUUGUAGUAAUCAUGGGUAUAUCGCCUAGUACCGCAUAUUUCAAGUAGCACCCAAAAGUUUUAACUAUCUAUAUCUAUAGUUUCAGCUAAUUAGUGAGAGAACUUUGUUGUGUUUGAAACUCAUCCGAAAUUAGGGAAACAUAUAAGCAGAAAAAUUUCUAAAACAAUUCAAAUAUUUUCUAUAUCGAUUAAAAAAUAAAUAGUCACUUCACUAAAAAAAUGCAUAAAACUUUUUCUAUGAUUUGUAAACUGUAAAUUGUUUUUUCUACUCCCGUCCGUAAAAUACCUAAUUACCCACCGAUCUCGAGUGCGGGAAGCGUCACUUUAGCACAGCAGUUUCGUUUCCCACAAAUCCGAGCCACUUCGGACAUUUCCGGGAUUUUACCGCACGGGUUUAGGAGCAAUCGGAUGAUUUCGGAGAUAUCUCCCACGCUUUGAAUUUUGACGUUUGUCAAUUCUGACAGUUACGUCAGUGAAUGUAUUGGUGUUUUGCGAAAUGUACCCAAAAACUAACGGUCGUAGAAAAAGUAUAAUAUGCAACACGUUCGGUAAACUUUUUAACUCAUUCGUUUAUUAAAAACUCGCUCCGCUCAUGUCAAAUAAACUGGUGAGGAAAAUGUCGUUUACCGCACUUGUUGCAUGUUAUUAGUAACUAUUUCUUCGCGAGGACUAUACAGGGAGUAUCGUGAAGUCCAAAUGUAAGUUAAAUUAAAAACGGGGUGGUUUUUGGUAAAUUGUGUCUUUGCUCAUGCAUUAUUUUUUUAAAUUCUUUUUGCAAAUCUUUAUAUCAUCAUAAAAUAUUAAAAUACAUUAGUUACAGUGCGCAAAACUCUAAAAAUGUUGAAGAUAAUUUUUUUUAAUAUACUUUCGUGAUUUUCCACUCUAUCAGCAAUUGCCAACGUUAUCCUAGAUCCUUGAUGACGCAGGAUAAUUUAACGCGUGACUUGAACAUUAUCCUUUCACUUAAAUCAUUUCUAUUUAUAGACAAUUCUCCUAAAUAAUUCCGUGCUACAUGCACAAGGAUAACGCCAGGCAAACUUGUUAUCUGCUUGCAGUGACUAGACGUUUUUGUGACCGUUAUCAUUCAUUACCUAUAUCGCUAAAUUACAUCAAAAAUAAUUCCUUGCAGAGCUGUGGGUUUUAUAGACUUUUUAUUUAAGCAUUAUAAAAAGACCCGCAACAGUGAAAUAUAUGUAUUUUUCUACUCCCUUCUGUAAAAUACCUAAUUAUACACCGAUUCAGCGUGCGGGAAGCGUCACUUUACCACGUGCCCCACGGAUCCUAAAAUUUUCAAAAACACAAGAAAAAAGCGAAAAUGUUGAUUAUUUACUUUAAUUAAUUAUUUAAAUUGAGGUUUCACUUGAAUGGAGUAAUAUUUUUGCAACUUAAGUAACACAAGGUCUAUGGAACUGUACCGAAGGACCUAUUAAGAAAACUUGCGGACUCUAAACCUCGAACAAGACCAUGCAGUACUUCGACUGCAUGACGUCUUCUUUCUAGGAAAGCUGUCCUUUUAACGUUGUGAAACAAGAAACAGACACCAAGGUAGAAUGGUGAACUGAAAGCGUUACGCGAAGUUGAAUCGCGCUAUGCGUUCUAACCAACCGAGCUCUACAAAGAAUCCCAAAAAAAAUGUAAUAAUUAUAAACGUGCUGGAGAAAAGUCUGUGGUGACAUGGAAAGUCUUCCAGUCUGUAGUCUGUAGAACGAUUUUUGGGAAAAGUAGGGCUGAGCUGCCAGUUGAUCGGUUUAACUGUAGGAGCCGGUACUCUGGAGAACCCGCUCUACCAAAUUACCCAUUCGUCGCUAGCAUUGGAUACAUACCACCAUCGUGAAGGUGGAAUGACUUCUUUUUAUUCCAAAGGCUGGACUUGCGUCCCAUGAGUAGCUGAUGAACUUAUGUCCUAGAGACACAGUAUCGAAGCAGCUUCAGGGCGAUGGUGAUCGGCUCUUUGAAAACCACGAUAAAAUCACGACUCGACCGAUUACACCUUAGGGUGGAGCUUGUGGCCCGGAGAGCCGCCAUUAUAUUGCUAAUUCUGGGAAACUGGAAGUCGGUAACAGGGGGCGCCGACUCUGUGGCAGGUCCUAAUUCAGUCCCUCUCUAUGAAGACGGACUGGAUUGAGCGUCCGUACACCAUACAUAGCGAGGAUCCCUACAAAACGACGACUGGCUCUGUGCGGGAGAAAAUAUUUUUGUGCCUCAUGGGCUAUCUUGUAUACAGGCGGUUUCAAAACAGACACUGGUUUAUAUGGAGCUCUUCUAGAGCAAAGAUAUCUGUGCCUCUGGGGAUUUAUCUUAGUAUAUUCUAGGCAGAGAUCUAUGCGAUUUUGUUGUGCCCUCACGCGAACCUCAACAGCGGCUGUCCAUGCUCUUACUUCUUGCCCUUACCUAUGUGGGGCUCGGAAAUGCUAUUUGACUGCCAAAAAACAUUGACAAGACUGGCGGCAUGUAAUUCUGUCAAUCUGACCUGGAUACCGCUCAUGUGGAUAUUCAGAGCAACAAAAUGGCAGACAGACUUAAAAGAUUAAAAAACUCCAAUUCGUCUCCUGCAGCUGCGCAUCACUCAGCCGAUUAGAGUACUAAGAAUCCAGAGUACUAGGAAGCUAUCCAAACUAGAAAUGAAAGGACUGUACUUCCUCGAAAGUACAGGGCUUAUGUAUGGGAGUGAGCGAAGAUGCGCCGGCAUAAUGGAUGGAAAAGUCUGGAUCGAAUAGGAAUGGGAACAUAAGGACAUUUAUAAUAAUUGUCACCCUGUACAGGUGGCCAAAUAUUGAACUUGGAGAAAUCGCUCAAAUCCACAAAAACGUACACAUUCUGGAAUUAGAUGUCCAGAAUGUAGACAAAUUUUCCCACUUUUCCAAAGAAGUGGAACGGAUUGUCGGAGACAAUGGGUUGAACGUUCUCUUCAACAAUGCUGGCUAUUCACCGAAAUCAACCAGAAUAAAUUUCGUCAAAGCUGAUCAAUUGACACUGACGUUCGCGGUUAACGUCGCAGCUCCGAUUUUGUUAACAAAGGUUAUGCUCCCGCUUUUGAAGAAAGCCUCCGCUUCAAAAUCUAGUAGUCCAUUAGGGAGCGAAAGAGCGGCAAUUGUCAACAUGUCAUCUGUUUUGGGGUCGAUUACUUUGAAUAAGGACGGAGGACUUUAUGCUUAUCGUUGUUCCAAAGCAGCUCUCAAUAUGGCCACAAAAAGCAUGAGUAUCGAUUUGAAGAACGACGGAAUCUUGGUGACAGCUAUCCAUCCUGGAUGGGUGAAAACGGAUAUGGGGGGAAGCAACGCACCCUUAACAGUAGACGAAAGCAUUACUGGUAUCCUAAAGGUUCUUCGAGGGUUGUCAGAAGAACAUAAUGGACGUUUAGUACAAUGGGAUGGACAGUAUUUGGCGUGGUAGUGUCUUGAAGAAAUUUCACUAAAAGUGAUUAAGCUACAUAUGUAUAUUUUUUUAUGACUUUAAAUAUAA